Messenger RNA from Alternaria arborescens, 645 nucleotides. RefSeq lists its product as hypothetical. Gene Ontology annotation, molecular function: zinc ion binding. The transcript has a single exon. Bases 1 to 645 code for a protein of 214 amino acids. The record is from RefSeq and is a predicted model, not a curated record. NCBI's taxonomy places the organism in Eukaryota, Fungi, Ascomycota, Dothideomycetes, Pleosporales, Pleosporaceae. Gene Ontology annotation, biological process: protein import into mitochondrial intermembrane space. Gene Ontology annotation, cellular component: mitochondrial intermembrane space.
AUGCCUCGCCGACAACCUCCCGGCCAUACGGUAAAGAAACAUAUGGACACACCUCGUCGGGUGCGGUUUUUUGAAGCUUUUGAGCGCAAGGGCGAGCGAACGGCGCGGGACAUCUUCAAAGACUUUGAUAUACACCCCAGCACCGGUUACAAGCUCCUCCACGAUCGUGAGCGUUACGGCGACCUUGCUGACCGCCGUGAGAAGUUCAGAAAGCAAAAACAACAGAUGCGCGGAACUCGCCAGGGCCCCAAGCCCAAAAGCUCCGAUGAACAGCUCCACGUGCCCGAGACUACCGUGAUAUCCAAUACCCAAGAAGCUCCAAUCGUUCACGGUAUCUCUGUGACACCGCUGACGCAAUGCGCUCACUGGCACUCCCCACUCGACAUCAUCGCCAUCAAGCACUUCUGCUGUCAAAAGUUCUACGCUUGCAUCAGCUGUCAUGAUGCCUGCGAAUCACACAUGUCUUUUGUCUGGCCUCUUGCGCGAAGAGAUGAGAGUGCGGUACUUUGCGGACAGUGCAAGCACAUUCUGACCAUUUCCGAAUACAUGGAGAGCGGAAGCAAAUGUACGCGAUGUGCAAGCGCAUUCAAUCCAGGGUGCAAGAACCAUUGGGCAUUGUACUUUGAGCUUAGCAAGGAGCUGUAG